Alnus glutinosa is the source of this 1870-nucleotide messenger RNA. Its product is annotated as rop guanine nucleotide exchange factor 3-like. The transcript has 8 exons. The coding region runs from base 273 to 1694 and encodes 473 amino acids. Gene Ontology annotation, molecular function: guanyl-nucleotide exchange factor activity. NCBI's taxonomy places the organism in Eukaryota, Viridiplantae, Streptophyta, Magnoliopsida, Fagales, Betulaceae. The record is from RefSeq and is a predicted model, not a curated record.
GUAUCGCAUAAUCUAUUGCUAAGAUUCAGCCAUUCUUGCAACUGGGUGUGUGUUCUUGGAUCAAAUAAUUAAGGUCAACCGCAUGAUCAAACUGCCAACAUCUUCCGGCCACGAUCAUGGUGAUAUGGGUUUGCUAAAAGAAAGUUGUUUCUUUAGGAAAGAAAAGGUUUUUGGUAAUUGGGAGGGAACUGUUUCAAACGUUCUUCAGCCAGCUUCAACAGUUCAAAUUCAAAUCUUGUCAAUAAAGGCUUGAGCAAUUAGACCAUAAGUUAAUGGAUAAUUUGUCGAAUUCCGAUGAUUAUGAUCUGGGUUAUCAGCCGUCGCCUUCUUCAGUGGAUCAAAACGAUCAAUCGACGUCGGAAACUCCCGGGCAUUCGACGAUGAGCGGCAGUCCUUUUGCAUACAGCAGGACUUUUUCUGAGACCUCUGCCUUUUCAGAGCCUAUAGAUGACAGUAGCUUUUCCAGUGGACCUUCUCCUUCUCCCUGGCCGGUAGCCAAAUCCAGAUCCCUUAGCAGACUAGCAAUGAAGCCCCACAAGCAAGCUGUCGACGAUCAUAAACUUGAUGAUCAUGAUGAAUCUACUGAUUCAGAACUUGAACUGAUGAAGGAAAGAUUUGCAAAGCUUCUGUUGGGGGAAGACAUGUCAGGAAGUGGGAAAGGUGUCUCCACUGCGGUUACUAUCUCAAAUGCCAUAACCAACCUUUAUGCAACCGUAUUUGGCCAAAACUUAAGGUUAGAGCCAAUGAAUACUGAGAAGAAGGCUUUGUGGAAAAGAGAAAUGGAUUGUCUUUUAUCCGUGUGUGAUUACAUUGUAGAAUUUAGCCCAACCUCGCAAGAUUUAGAUGACGGGACUAGUGUGGAGGUGAUGGCAAGUACACCAAGAUCGGAUAUUUAUAUUAACCUUCCUGCAUUGCAGAAGCUUGACAUGAUGCUCAUAGAAAUAUUGGAUAGUUUUGAAGAUACAGAGUUCUGGUAUGCGAAACAGGGGAGCAUGUCAGGAAAUUCAACUCGUUUAGGCUCAUUCCGGAAGGUUGCUCAAAGGAAAGAAGAGAAAUGGUGGUUGCCAGUUCCCUGUGUUUCCCCAGGUGGCCUCUCUGAGAAGGCAAGGAAGCACUUGCGACACAAACGUGACUGCGCCAAUCAAAUUCACAAAGCUGCCAUGGCCAUCAACAGUACUAUUCUUGCAGAAAUGGAAAUCCCAGACACGUACAUGGCAACUCUUCCAAAAAGUGGAAAAGCAUGUCUGGGUGAAACAAUUUACCGCUACAUGUGCACCGGAGACAAAUUCUUACCGGGCCAUCUUCUUGACUGUCUCAGUAUAACAUCCGAACAUGAAGCACUUGAACUUGCAGACAGGGUUGAAGCCUCAAUGUAUACAUGGAGGCGUAAAUCAUGUUUGAGCCAUUCAAAAUCAUCCUGGGACCUGGUAAAGGAUCUCAUGGCUGAAUCUGACAGGAGUGACAAAAAUCAUGUUCUAGCAGAGAGGGCAGAGAGCUUGCUGUUCUGCCUCAAGCAGAGGUAUCCUGAGCUGUCGCAGACAACCUUGGACACAAGCAAGAUUCAGUGCAAUAGGGAUGUUGGGAAAGCAAUACUGGAGAGCUACUCAAGGGUGUUGGAAGGCCUAGCAUUCAACAUUGUUGCUUGGAUUGAAGAUGUGCUUCACGUAGACAGAACGAUGAUAAAUGAAGAAUAAGAGGAGGAGAAGCUCUCCUCUAAGCUGAUCAUUUCAAAAUUUUUGCAGCAAACUUUCCAAGAAAAAAGAGGCAGUAGAUGAUCCUAGGAAGUUUUAACUGUAUUUGUACGAACUUGAAUUGUUAGCUGUAAUACGUAAAACAUCAUCUACAUCCAUUUAAUGAUUUUUAAGCAUAA